Molecule: messenger RNA, 1129 nt
Organism: Trichomycterus rosablanca
Lineage: Eukaryota; Metazoa; Chordata; Actinopteri; Siluriformes; Trichomycteridae
Gene: pou3f2a
Product: POU class 3 homeobox 2a
Exons: 1
Coding region: 28-1128 (366 amino acids)
Biological process (GO): brain development; regulation of transcription by RNA polymerase II
Cellular component (GO): nucleus
Molecular function (GO): DNA-binding transcription factor activity, RNA polymerase II-specific; RNA polymerase II cis-regulatory region sequence-specific DNA binding
Source: RefSeq, a predicted model, not a curated record
GUCUCUCUCUCUGCUCUGCUGGAGGCUAUGGCGACCGCGGCGUCCAACCACUACCGCCUCCUGACGUCGAGCGCGUCCGAAACGGGCAGCAUGCAGCAGGCGCCAGCUUACAGGGACGCGCCGAGCCUGCUGCACAGCGACUACACGACCCUGCAGAGCGCCGCCAACCCGCUUGGGCACGCGCACCAGUGGCUGGCUGCAUUGUCGCACGGCGGCGAGGGCUCACCGUGGUCCGAGCAGGACAUCAAGCCCGCGCUGCACGGAGACGCCGACGAGCUACAGCACUCCCCGAGUCUGCAGCCGCAAGCGCAACAGCAGCAGCAACAGUCGCGAUCGACUCAUUUAUUGCACGAGAGCGCGCAUCAUCAGGACCAUCACUGGAGACCGAGCACGACAGCGCACAUGGCCAGCAUGCCCAGCUCAAACGGAACAAGCAUGAUCUACUCGCAGCCAGGCUAUGGAGCCGAGCAGGGCAUGCACCACCACGCAAGCGCCCUGAGCGAGACGCACGAGGACGAGCCGAGCCCGGGCCUGAGCGAGCACGGUCACGCCGCGAGCCUUCGUCCGGGCCAGCACGAGCACUCAGACGACGACGUGCCCACCUCAGACGACCUAGAGCACUUCGCUAAGCAGUUCAAACAGCGGCGCAUCAAACUCGGCUUUACGCAGGCAGACGUGGGGCUCGCGCUUGGCACGCUUUAUGGCAACGUGUUCUCGCAGACCACCAUCUGUAGGUUCGAGGCUCUACAGCUCAGUUUCAAGAACAUGUGCAAGCUGAAACCUCUCCUGAACAAGUGGCUGGAGGAGGCCGACUCGACCUCGGGCAGCCCAACGAGUCUGGAUAAAAUUGCAGCGCAGGGAAGGAAGAGGAAAAAGCGCACCUCCAUCGAGGUGGGCGUCAAGGGCGCACUGGAGAGCCAUUUCCUAAAGUGUCCUAAACCUGGUGCAGCAGAGAUAACCGCGCUAGCGGACAGCCUGCAGCUGGACAAGGAGGUGGUGCGGGUUUGGUUUUGCAACAGGCGGCAGAAAGAGAAGCGCAUGACGCCUCAGUGCGCUCCUCUGACCGAUAAGAAAGACGUAUACGGGGACACGCCGCCGCACCGCGGUGAUCGGACACCGGGUCCGUGAU